AUGGACCCUUUGCCGUCAAGAAGCGAAAUUGCGAAUGCCGUUUUUUCGCUUAGCGAUUUCAAUGGACGAAUUCGAGCCUCAGGCCCUCAUAUUGGUGGCGCUUUUCUAGAGCGACGACUCUUCGGCGGACAGGCUGUGUCUCAGCUGUACGCGGCUUUUCGUCGUCGUUUCUCCGGAGAAACCCUCAGUUGUAUCUCGUAUAAAUUUGUGGCACCAGGCUCGGUGAGUGAACCGCUCGAUUUCGAUUUUGAGCGUUUCGGUGAAAUGACUCGCGGAUAUGUGUACCAGAAAAAUAAAUUGAUUGGGAUCGCCUUUUUGAGGCAAAAUGAUAUCAAAGCCUUGCUGGAGCCUCGUCGAGCCGAACAUCUCACUUGGGUGCCUGAGCCUGAGGGAAUGGUGCAAGAGCUGAGCUUUUUACAGCAAAUGGGCACUGGGCAUCGCGAGCAUAUUAUGCGCUUGUUGAACAUCACGAUUUUCGAGAUGCACAUCGUGGAAUUUGGGACGAAAAGAAUGAUGUUCUGGGGUCGAGUGCAUUCGGAAGUUAGAGAUAUCGUCCGCGAGAACAAUGGCAUCGAUUUGGUGGUGAUGCUAUCCGAUUAUUUCAUAGUACAGGUAGCGAGCAAUCAUUUCCUCAGCUUCGGCCUUCAUCUCCUCGCCGGUGCCAGUCUCAAUCACACAAUUCAUUUCCAUCAAUCCCCACAAAUGCUCAAUGUACAAGGCUUCUACUUGCUGGAAAUCGAAUUGGAGAGUGUUGCGUGGAAUCGAGCGAUUCUUCGAGGCCAUGUUUAUGAUCGAGAUCUUCGACUUGUACUCACUGUCGAUCAAGAGGCUUUCGCCUCACCGCAAUCUAUCUCAAAAUCAUCGAAAGCUAAGCUU
Messenger RNA from Mesorhabditis belari, 876 nucleotides. Lineage: Eukaryota; Metazoa; Nematoda; Chromadorea; Rhabditida; Rhabditidae. The record is from the annotation of a GenBank genome assembly.